AUGGGUUCUAAAUCUAUUAGAAACAAAUCAAGACAACGUUUAACAUUGUGUCCACGGUUUUUCAAUCUGAAAGAUGAAUUAAGUAAUAUUCUUCAGAACGAUAAUGAUAUUAAGAAAAAGUUAGCUGCAAUCUUAACGACGAAUAUUGAAUCUAAAGAAGUUGAUUUAAAUGCUAACUUAAACAAAAUAGUUGAAUUAUUAGAACCAGUUUUGCUUGAUCGACUCAAUGAACGUUUAAACCAUCUAGGAAAUCUGAUUGCUAAAAUUGAAGAGCAUGUUGAUGACUCAGAAAGAUAUAGCAGAUCUUUCAACAUCCGAUUGUUAAAUGUACCGUAUUCUGAUGAAGAAGAUCCGAUUGGUAUUACUACAGAUAUUGCAUUUUAUCAUGCAUAUACACGUGAUGUGUACGUUUUUUUCAUCUAUAUAAACGUGAUAUAUGGAAAAACA
Molecule: messenger RNA, 447 nt
Organism: Didymodactylos carnosus
Lineage: Eukaryota; Metazoa; Rotifera; Eurotatoria; Philodinida; Philodinidae
Source: the annotation of a GenBank genome assembly